AUGUCUAGUCUCAAGGGAUGGCAAGACAGGGGAGCAGAGGAAGGCCAGGUGCCAAAGGCCCUUUAUCACCUUACUCUCCUUGUUCUUCGUUUGCAGAUUACAUACAAGGCCGUUGGGUCUCUGGAUCCCAGUGCUGACCUGUCCAGCCAAAGAGGGAAAGUCUUCAAGCUAAGGAAUGAAACACAUCACCUCUUUGUAGGAUUGUACCCAGGGACUACGUAUUCAUUCACCAUCAAAGCCAGCACAGUCAAGGGCUUUGGGCCACCCAUCACAACACGGAUUGCAACUAAGAUUUCAGCACCGUCAAUGCCAGAAUACGACACGGACUCCCCCCUGAACGAGACCGACACUACCAUCACCGUUAUGCUGAAGCCCGCUCAGUCCCGGGGAGCACCUGUCAGUGUCUAUCAACUUGUUGUCAAGGAAGAGAAGCUGCAGAAAGCACGGAGAGCUGCAGACAUCAUCGAAUGCUUCUCCGUCCCAGUGAGCUACAAGAACGCUUCCAGUCUGGACUCCCCACACUACUUUGCAGCCGAGCUGAAGCCCAUCAACUUGCCCGUCACGCAGCCAUUCACAGUGGGCGACAACAAAACCUACAACGGCUACUGGAAUGCUCCACUUUCUCCCCUGAAAAGUUACAGCAUAUAUUUUCAGGCUCUUAGCAAGGCAAAUGGAGAAACAAAAAUCAACUGUGUCCGGCUGGCAACAAAAGGAGCUUCCACCCAGAAUUCCAAUGCAGUGGAACCAGAAAAACAAGUUGACAGCACGGUUAAAAUGGCUGGAGUUAUAGCUGGGCUUCUGAUGUUUGUUAUUAUCCUCUUGGGAGCGAUGCUUACUAUCAAGAGAAGAAGAAAUGCAUAUUCCUAUUCCUAUUACUUGAAGCUAGCCAAGAAGCAGAAGGAGACUCAGACCAGCACGCAGAGGGAAAUGGGUCCCGUGGCUACUUCCGACAAGACCUCUACCAAACUCAGUGCUGUUCACAAUGAAGAAGCUUUUUCUUCCAGCUGCCAAGAUGUUAAUGGAUUCACAUCACCCUCUCCUUGUUCAUUUUCUGUCCAAAGCAAAACCCUUCAGAGCAAAUCUUUGUUGAAUUCCUACUACUCAGUAUCAUCAGACACUGUUCCAUCGACCACGCUGUUAGACAGCAGCCACGGAGAGAUGACCCAGCCGACCCUGACCAUCCAGACGCACCCGUACCGGAGCUGCGAGCCCGUGGAGAUGUCCUACCCCCGGGGGCAGUUCCAGCCAGCCAUCCGAGUGGCCGACCUGCUGCAGCACAUCACCCAGAUGAAGCGAGGACAGGGCUAUGGAUUUAAAGAGGAGUAUGAGGCACUACCUGAGGGGCAGACGGCAUCCUGGGACACAGCCAAGGAAGAUGAGAACCGCAAUAAGAACAGAUAUGGAAACAUAAUCUCCUAUGAUCAUUCAAGAGUGAGAUUGCAACUCCUGGAUGGGGACCCUCACUCGGACUACAUAAACGCCAACUACAUCGACGGGUACCACCGGCCUCGCCACUACAUUGCAACUCAAGGGCCGAUGCAAGAGACAGUGAAGGAUUUCUGGAGAAUGAUUUGGCAAGAAAACUCCGCAAGUGUUGUCAUGGUCACCAACUUGGUGGAAGUGGGCAGGGUAAAGUGUGUUCGAUACUGGCCGGAUGACACAGAGGUCUAUGGAGAUAUUAAAGUCACAUUAAUUGAGACAGAACCAUUGGCAGAGUAUGUCAUACGUACAUUUACUGUACAAAAGAAAGGCUACCAUGAGAUCCGAGAGAUUCGGCAGUUCCACUUCACCAGCUGGCCGGACCACGGGGUCCCUUGCUACGCCACGGGCCUCCUGGGCUUCGUUCGUCAAGUGAAGUUUCUCAAUCCCCCAGAAGCAGGACCCAUUGUUGUGCACUGCAGUGCUGGGGCCGGGAGAACAGGGUGCUUUAUUGCCAUCGACAUCAUGCUUGACAUGGCAGAGAACGAAGGUGUGGUAGAUAUAUUUAACUGCGUGCGAGAGCUGCGAUCCCAAAGGGUCAAUCUGGUGCAGACAGAGGAACAGUAUGUAUUUGUCCAUGAUGCCAUUUUGGAGGCAUGUCUCUGUGGCAACACAGCCAUUCCAGUUUGUGAGUUCAGAUCCAUAUAUUACAACAUCAGCAGACUAGAUCCACAGACCAAUUCCAGCCAAAUAAAGGAUGAGUUUCAGGUAAUUUCAUAUCUCUCGGUCAUUGCA
This is a messenger RNA of Apaloderma vittatum (bar-tailed trogon), 2214 nucleotides long. RefSeq names its product receptor-type tyrosine-protein phosphatase T-like. The transcript has 18 exons. Lineage: Eukaryota; Metazoa; Chordata; Aves; Trogoniformes; Trogonidae. The record is from RefSeq and is a predicted model, not a curated record. Gene Ontology annotation, molecular function: protein binding; protein tyrosine phosphatase activity. The annotation marks the transcript as partial. Gene Ontology annotation, biological process: protein dephosphorylation.